Messenger RNA from Striga asiatica, 1410 nucleotides. The record is from the annotation of a GenBank genome assembly. NCBI's taxonomy places the organism in Eukaryota, Viridiplantae, Streptophyta, Magnoliopsida, Lamiales, Orobanchaceae.
AAAGAAGAAAAAUUGGCGAAUUUUGGCCAUUGCAAAAAAACAUUUAGAGAACCGACUUUGAAAAAACUACCAACUCUUCACAUAAAAGUUCCCAAAUUUUACUCACUGCAGCUCCGUUUGUACCAUCGACGGGUGCACGCCGUUCAAUCAAGAAGUCCGAUCUAUAUCUUUUCACUUUUCAAUCUCGCCUGUAAUAUUUCCCAAUCAGAUCGCCCAUAAUUUGAAUCCACAAUGAGCUCCGCAUCGCUAUCAGGAGGCGGCAUGAGCUUUUACUCGGGAUUUACAAAGCUGUGCAAGGGGCUGGCAGUGGUGUUGAUAGGGGGUCACAUUGUGGUUAAGAUUUUGCCCUCUGCAGUUUCUUAUCUUGCUCUUAUCCCUGCCAAAACUAUUCCUUUUGCUUGGAAUCUCUUAACAGCUGGAUACAUUGAACAGUCCAUAUAUGGGCUUGUAGUCAGCACAGUUGGUCUUCUUCUCAUAGGGAAGCUGCUUGAGCCUAUAUGGGGUUCUCGGGAGUUCUUGAAGUUCAUUUUUAUCGUCAACUUUCUGACUUUCGUUUGUGUUUUCGUCACGGCUAUUUCCUUGUACUACAUUACAACAGAGGAAAUAUACCUCUAUGCACCUAUAUCUGGUUUCCAAGGGGUUCUUUCAGGCUUCUUAGUUGGUAUCAAGCAGAUAAUACCAGAUCAAGAGCUUUCCUUACUGAAGAUAAAGGCAAAAUGGCUGCCCUCUAUUGUGCUAUUGGUGUCUAUUGUUGCAAGCUUUUUCACGACAGAUUCAGCCUCAUAUCUUCCCAGUUUGAUAUUCGGCACCUAUAUAGGUUGGAUUUACCUCAGAUACUGGCAAAAAAAGGCAGAGACAAAUCUGAGAGGCGACCCGAGUGAUGAAUUUUCUUUGUCUACCUUUUUUCCUGAACUUUUAAGACCUGUAAUUGAUCCUGUUGCCACUAUUUUUGAGCGAUUGUUUUGUGGAAGAAGAACUGAAUCUACGGAUGAGUCAAGAGGCCACACUUUGGGAGGGACUUCAUUGCCUGGUUCGGAUCCUAUUGAAGCAACCAGAAGGAGGGAAAGAGGUGCUCGGGCACUCGAAGAAAGACUUGCAGCUGAGAGACUCGCUGCUUCAAAGAAGACUGAGGAUACGCAAAAUGAUGCAGCCGAAAAUGUCUAGAAGCUUUCGAGAAGGCAAUUUGUGUAUGCACGGUUUUCUCUUCGACAAACUUCUGCACAAAUUUAUUGAUGCAUGUUUUCAGAUUCUGGGAGAAAAUUUUCUUGUUUAUGUUUGGUUAUGAUUCUCUCACGAGCACUAGUUUUAUUAGAACAUAUUCUAACAAGAGAAAUUGGUAAUUUUCAAUUCAGAACUUCGGAAAUGUAUCAACUCUGUUUUCUUNAGGAAAAUGAAAAAAAAAAAAAAAUG